Messenger RNA from Cylindrotheca closterium, 813 nucleotides. Lineage: Eukaryota; Bacillariophyta; Bacillariophyceae; Bacillariales; Bacillariaceae. The record is from the annotation of a GenBank genome assembly.
AUGUUGGGAAAGGUCGCUUCCACUCUUGGUGUCCGCUCUAUGCAUGCUAGACGAUACAUCGGAAAGAAGCACUUGAAUCGCGCUAUUGAUGAAGUAUUGGAUAAUCCACUACCCAAUGCACCGCGGCCACUUGCAUUUUCCGUGAUCAGAGUGCCCUUUUUCUUGGAACCGGGGUACGAUGAAGACAAGCCGUUUGUCGAAAGCAAUCGGGAACGUCUUGUCACAAAGUGGGGCGGAAAGCAAGGUUGGGAAGAGCAGAAAAGGCGUCACGAUUUGAAGGGUAGAGGCUUGGAGGCUGGGAUCGAGCAUUUCAAUCUUGAUAGACUUGCUGCAAACACAAUGGCAUCGCAUCGUCUCAUCCAGCACAUUGGAAAGAAAUAUGGAUUGGCUGUGAGUGAGGCUGUUUAUGAUCGUCUGAAUGAAUACUACUUUGUAGAAGGUCAUUCGUUGAAUGAUAAACCAAGGCUCGCACAAGUCGUCUCGACGACCAUGUCUGGUUUGUUGAAAGAGGAACAUCCUUCACCCGAGGAGUUGUUGGAUUUUUUGAAUGGUAAUCAGGGUCGCAAGGAAAUUAUGGACGCGCUGGAUGGUCUUAGGCAAAUUGGAGUGCAUGGAAUCCCCAAGUUUAUCAUUGAAGGCUCCUAUGUAGUGGAUGGAGCCGCGAGAUCUGAUGUUUUUGUUGACAUUUUCCGAGAGAUUGAAGCCCGAGGCGAGAUCAAGAGCGGACCAGUAUUUGGAGAAAUUUUGGGAGUCUCGGAAGAUACUAUUGCGAAUGGCAGUCACUUGCCUCGCCACAUUCCUGAAUCCGCGUAG